Molecule: messenger RNA, 4397 nt
Organism: Danio aesculapii
Lineage: Eukaryota; Metazoa; Chordata; Actinopteri; Cypriniformes; Danionidae
Gene: znf644a
Product: zinc finger protein 644a
Exons: 6
Coding region: 128-3640 (1170 amino acids)
Biological process (GO): regulation of transcription by RNA polymerase II
Cellular component (GO): nucleus
Molecular function (GO): DNA-binding transcription factor activity, RNA polymerase II-specific; RNA polymerase II cis-regulatory region sequence-specific DNA binding
Source: RefSeq, a predicted model, not a curated record
AUCAAGCAAAUAUGGCGGCUUCGCAAUAGAUGGAAAGCUUAAGCGAGCAAAAAUGAAAUGAUAACACUUCAGUGUUAUUGUCCACAAUCGCACCUGCAGAAAGAAACGGUCCUUAGGACAGUUAGGAAUGUCUGCUUUAAAAGAAAGUGCCAAUGUAGAGGAAAAUGACAUCUCAAUGUCAAGCAUCUCUCAGGACCUUUUGAACAACCAGUCAUUUUCUGUAGAGGGAACUACAUCAGGACCAUCAGUGCAUUGUCUUCACGAGACCAUGGAGCUGCUGAGUGACCAAGGAGACCUCCUGUCCAGUGUUAGUUUCAUGGACUCCAUCUGUUCAGAUGGACCAGCCAAGGCUUCUUACGUCAAUGGAUCCACAUCACCACAUAUAUCAGAUGAAAUAUUGCUGGAUAUUUCAAAAAAUGUACCAGGAUUCCUUCCGAAAUCAUUACAUGCUCAGAAUUCUGUGACAACCAAUGUCCACUUUGAAGGAGCCGAUCCACUCAGAAAAGAGGGGGAAAUAACAAUAAGGCAAACAUUGACAGCAGAGGAUGUUGAAAAUAGGGGCAUAUGGGGCUUUGAUAACGAAUCUCCAGAAGCCUCAUUAGAUAAUUAUGAUGAUGGUAAUGACCUUGGCUGGAAUCCGCAACGAGAAUUUAUGAAGUUCUUGUGGGAUGACGAUAAUGGUCUCGAAAUUGAAGAAAAACUGUCACCAGUUCCAUCACCCAUCAACCAUAAAAGAAGAGUUCCAUCACCUGUUGUUCAUAAAAGAAGGAGACGUAAAGAAAAAUUGGUGCUAAAAGUUGACCCUUCAGAGGACCCCUUCUCUGAUUUGAAUUUUGAUACAAAACGAGAUCACCCUGGUGAAGAUAGCCCGACAGACUUUAGUCCUGUAAAGAAAACUCGUUCACCAAGGAAACCAUCCAAACUACAGUCACAUAUUGUGAAGAACACCAAAUAUUUAAAUGGAGCUGCUGAGGCUGUCAAACACUUGUUUCCCAAACCAGCAAAAAAACCUAUUAACAAGGCUCAAAAGAUGGGAUCGAUUAGAGAAACUUUGUCAUCAGAUUCUGAGGGGCCUACAUUUUUUCAACAAAACAGCGAUUUUAAAGACAAAUCACCAGGACAAAGUCAAAUCACAUGUAAUACAGACAAAACUAGCUCAAAGCCGUUCAUAUGCAAGGAAUGUGGACAGUGUUACUAUGAUCGGAGUUCACUGUUAAAUCAUAUAAGUGUUCACCAGGACAAGGAAAAGAAACUAAAUCAGUUCCAUCAAAUUAAGGAUGAAGGGAAAGAUGCAAAGUUGCAAUGCCCCCAGUGUACUUUUGGAACAAACUGUCCGAACACUUUUGUGCAACACGCUAAGACCCAUGAGAAGGACAAACGGUAUUAUAGUUGUAAUAAGUGUGAUUUUGUUGAAAUGAAUGAAGAUGAACUGAGACGACAUUUGUAUCAUAAACAUGGCGUCACUGGUGCUGAUCAUACUGUUUGGAAAUCAGAUGGAUUCCAGGAGCGAAAAGUCAAUAAAUCACCAUGUAUAAAUUCCUACUCCCCUUCUAGAAAAACAAAAAACAGCGUUGGAAAUCAUGUUGAGGAAGAACAGCUAUACUCUCAUUCACUUGACAGUGGUGAUGAAGAACCACCUACAACUGAACAGACGUUCUCGGUUUGCAAUGUUCUUACAUCAUGUGCAAAACCAAAAGCAAGGUCACCAAGAUUGUUAGUGAAGUUCGGGGCACCAGAUGAAGACAAGAACCUGUCCAAUGGCAAGUGCGGUCUGCUACGGAGGAAAAAACGUGUUGGUGAAUCAAGACUUGACAAAUCAAUCCACACACUUUUAUCUAGAAAGAAACGUAGAGACCGGAGUGGCUCAGAAAUCAACACUCAUCAGGAGCCUGCUGAAAGCAGUACAAAAGAGUUUCUUGACAGUUCGCUCAAUUGCGAGACCACAUUCUCUGAAACUAGUUCACCUCCCACAAAAUAUCUGAAAAGAUCAGCACAUUCUAAAGAAGGGAACACUAAAAGAACUUCUAAGUUUGAUGUAAAUAUUUCCUGCUCAGAAGAUGCUGGAAACACCAAUUACACGCAUUUAGGUUUGGAAAAGCAAAUAUUGAAGAAGUCGCCUUCCAAAAGAAAAAUGUCAACUCCAUUCCACAAUAUGCAAGGCCAAGAUAUUCUUCUAGAUUUCCCAAAAUGUAGGCAGAAAUUUAAGAAACCUCAAGCAUCUAGGAGGAGGAAAGUACUGAUCAAUAAUUCUGACAUUUUGAGUGUUUCUAAUGAUGCUCUUGGACCUAAAGAAUGUGAAAUUGACAAGAAUGCUAAUGCUCGAUUUGUGAAAAGACGGUCUUCAUCUUCAAAGGCGAGUCUUGGUGCCUCAACUGGUCACUUUGAGAGAAAUCACAGUUCUCCAAGGGUGUUUUCUGUCAAAGAUGAAUUCAAGGAUGAAGAUAUCUCAGAGCCAAUCACAGCUGUAAAGCUUGAACUGAGCUCAGAUGUUGAGACCGAUCUGAAGUCUUGUCCGUACUGUCCUGCUGUAUUUGAGUCAGGAAUUAGCCUCUCUAAUCAUAUAAGAGGUCAUUUGCACAGAGUUGGCCUGAAAGUACGCCGUGCUCCAGUUAAAUCUGCAGUUAAAGUAGCUUCUGACAAAGUACCUCCAGUUCGACGACAAGCACUGCCGCAAGUCAAAACAGAGGAGGACAAGUCUCAGACUGAUCAUCCGGCAGAGCUGCCCACUGACUGCCAGCAGACAGAGCUCAUCUGUCCUCUCUGUAGGGAGUGGUUUGACAAUAGGACCGGGCUGUCCAAUCAUGUGAGAGGCCACCUAAAGCGACUGGGCAAACCCACUUCCACCGCGUCUAAAUCUCCAGUGAUCAUAUUGAAAGAAUUGAUGCGCGAUAAGAAACAGUUUCAGCUAAAGCUGCAGGUUCUUGAAAAGAAGUGCCGCACCACCAAUACUUUCUAUCCUGUUAGGUUGAGUAACGGACUGACCUUUGCAUCCACUGUCAAACGACAAAAAGAUGACAAGGAGGAGAAAAAAAGGUUGGAGAUUAAUAAAGGCUCACCACCAAGCGAUCUGAUUGGUAUUUUGAAGAAAAGAAGAGCACACGAAGAGGCCAAAGCAAAGCAUCAGUCUCUUACGGCAAAAAAGGCUCUUUCUUUAUCUUCAGGCAAAGACUGUGGCCUUGAAAUUCACACUUGCAAAGCAGUGCCAAGUUCACCAGGAGAGAAAGGUGACAACAAAAGAAAUGUGUGUAUGCACUGUAAUGCCAGCUUCCACAGUGGAAUAAGUCUCUCCAAUCAUCUGAGGGGAUAUUCACAAAGAAAGAGAAAAGCUCUUCAAGAUGGUGCUACUUUGGACUGUAAACAGAGAAAGCAGAGAGCAAGACCUUGGUCAAAGAAGAAAGCCUACUCAAUGAUGCACAAUCCAGAGGAAAUCUAUAGACUUACUUGCAGGUUUUGUGAUCUAGUCUUCCAGGGCCCUCUGUCAGUGCAGGAGGACUGGAUCAAACAUUUACAGAGGCACAUCAUGAAUACAGCUGUACCGCACACAGGAGCAGGGUUGGUGGAAGUCACCUCCUUCCCUGAGGACUAUUGCCCCAACACAGUACCACACGCACAAUCCUCAGUGAUGCAAACAUCCUCAUGAGCCCAGGAAUGCACACAGCUCGUCCUCGGAAUCUCACUCGUGUAAAUUGUUUCAGUUCCCAUUGAAAUUUUUUUAUCCGCCAUCCGUAAGGGACUUUUAAUCUCGAUGAGGAUCUUAUCACAGGUCGCCUUUUAGAUAUUGUUACAUUGUGCUGGUGUUGUAUGGUCAAAUAACGUACGGACGGUGGCGGAACUUGAGAUUUCAGUGGAACCCGCCGCCAAACACAACCUUUACCUCAGAUUCUUCUCAUGUUUAAUCUGUCAAUGCAGAUUUAUGCUCUACAAAACCUGAAAUCGUUUUCUGUAUGUGGAUUUUUACAACAAGCCAUUUUAAUUUGAGCAUCUACACCAUUACCAUGAUAAUAUUUGGAAGUUGCACAUAUGAUGCAUAUGUGUACCAUUUAAGUAUAUGGAUUUACUUGAUUCAGAAGUUUGACUCCUGCGAACACACCAGUCAUUAUGUGAAACAACCCGUUUUUAUUGAUAUUUAGCAGACGGUAUGCAUGUCAUUACUCCCUGUUUACACCAUUUCCGUUUUGGUUUUGAUUUUUAUCUGCGGUCUGUAAGUUUACCACAUGUGCAAAAAACAACAAAAAAAACAUUAACUGUUACUCGUGUAGGCCAUUUUUUUUUUUUUUUACAGUCCCAAAUUUCUUCUGUAUAAACCUUUUUAGGUAAUUUAUGUGAAAAAUGUAAAUCGGUAUAAACAUUUUUGCUGUUGAGAAUAAAAUGUUUCGUCGUCUUCAGCUUGUUGGGAU